Molecule: messenger RNA, 609 nt
Organism: Chlorella variabilis
Lineage: Eukaryota; Viridiplantae; Chlorophyta; Trebouxiophyceae; Chlorellales; Chlorellaceae
Exons: 4
Coding region: 1-609 (202 amino acids)
Source: RefSeq, a predicted model, not a curated record
AUGCGGCGCCGGCGGGCGGCAGCGGCGACAGCGGCGACCUGGCAGCUGCAUACCGCAGGCACGGCCCUGGCAUUCGAGGCGACCGUCGCCUCCAUUGCAUCACCAGCCAGCAAGGGCUUCACAACCGUGGCUGUGGAGGAUGCCUGGGCGCUGCUGCAGGAGUUCAGUGCCAAGGAGGCGCGAGGGCUGGCCCAGACCUUCCUGGACUCCCGCGACAAGCGGCAGCGGCUGCGGGAUGCGCUGCUGGUGGCGGCUGCUGCGCCGUACGUGCCGGCGGGGUGGAAACCCGAGGCAGCGGACUCUAUGGUGCUGCUGGGGGUGAUGGCCUCGGAUGUGCGCCUGGCGGUGCGCGCCCUGCGCGACUACUGCCAGGCCCUGGGAGUGCCCUUCAAGAUGCCGGAGAGCCGGGUGCCGGGGGUGGCGGCGGCGCCGGCCAUCGCGGGCCCCGCCUAUGUCAAGUACAACUCUGCCAGCGGGCUGUGCUAUGCCACGCGGUACGAAGGGCGGGACCGCGGCGUGCUGGUGCAGCUGGGGCAGCAGCAGCUGGGGCACCUGCCCCUCGGCCUCCAUGACGAGCUCAUGGCCCGCCCCGCGCCGCCGCUGGGCUAG